Messenger RNA from Trichomycterus rosablanca, 1049 nucleotides. It is a transcript of the gene ankrd1b, whose product is annotated as ankyrin repeat domain 1b (cardiac muscle). Gene Ontology annotation, molecular function: ubiquitin-protein transferase activity; protein binding. The record is from RefSeq and is a predicted model, not a curated record. The transcript has 11 exons. NCBI's taxonomy places the organism in Eukaryota, Metazoa, Chordata, Actinopteri, Siluriformes, Trichomycteridae. Gene Ontology annotation, cellular component: BRCA1-A complex; BRCA1-BARD1 complex. Gene Ontology annotation, biological process: protein K6-linked ubiquitination. The coding region runs from base 1 to 918 and encodes 305 amino acids.
AUGACAAUAAAGGUUGCUGGAAGCGGUUUUGGCAUCAGCAAACAGGCUGUCACUUCAAACCAGGACUAUGUGGUAGGUGAAUAUGAGACAUCCAUCAAACAAGAAAAAAAGGAUGAUCUGGAAAUCUGCUGUAACCUUGAUGGUGAUGAGACCACCAAGCCGCAAAAAGUGAACUGCCUCAGCCAUGACCUUCAAAAGAUUCUUGAACUCAGGCAGAAGAGAAGAGCGAGAAAAUCCUCUGAGCGUAAAGUACAACCAGAACCUGAGACAGCUUCUGGUUUGGUUGAUGAAGAUGCCUUUCUGAAGGCAGCACUGGAAAACAAGUUACCAAUAGUGGAGAGUUAUCUUGCCAGAGGAGCAGAUCCAAAUGCAUGUGAUAAUUUCAACCGUACAGCUCUGCACAAAGCUUGCUCUCAAGGAAACCUGGAGAUUGUGAAGAGACUGCUAGAAGCUGGGGCUUUGGUUGAAAACACGGAUAAGCUUGAUGCCACUGCUGUUCACUGGGCUUGUCGUGGUGGGAGUCUUCCAGUACUGGAGCUUCUCUUGAACCACAAAGUCAACCUCCAUGCCAGAGACAAGCUCCAGAGUACCCCUCUACACGUGGCAGUAAGGACGGGUCAUUAUGAAUGUGCCGAAUACCUCAUUCACUGUGGGGCAAACGUCAAUGCAAAAGACAGAGAGGGAGACACACCAAUGCACGAUGCUGUACGACUGAACAGAUUCAAAGUCAUCCAGCUGCUCUUGCUGCACGGAGCUGAUCUGAAAGUGAAGAACUGUGUAAGCUUUAGAAUGAACACAGUGCCAUCUACAGACCUUGGUGAGGGCAAAUCACCCAUGGACAGCGUGUUGGAGUGGCAGAAUGGAGCUAAAACCAUACUGGACAAGCACAAGCAGAACAAUACAUUACAGGACAAAUAAUUGGAACAAGAAGCAGGAAGUUAUGUGUAAUAUACAUGUUGAGAAAUGCUUAAAUGCUUAAAUAAAAAUGUGAUAGAGAACAUUUUUACAUUGGCUGGUGGCAGAUUGAAAAUGGUAAGGACACUAAAGAA